Messenger RNA from Alternaria rosae, 1446 nucleotides. RefSeq names its product GDSL-like Lipase/Acylhydrolase. Lineage: Eukaryota; Fungi; Ascomycota; Dothideomycetes; Pleosporales; Pleosporaceae. The record is from RefSeq and is a predicted model, not a curated record. The coding region runs from base 402 to 1298 and encodes 298 amino acids. The transcript is spliced from 5 exons. Gene Ontology annotation, molecular function: hydrolase activity.
GUCCGUCAACACCACAGCUCUUUCCCUACGCGCUCUGUGUUCUUGUUUCCUCCUUUCGAGCGACGGAAGAUUCGGACUGUUCGGUAAUUGCUUCCCCGACGACCGAGUGCGGGUUGACCCUGGACGAUGCGGGGACUCCGCAUCGGCGUCAUUCCUUGAUGCUAUUUCCGCAACUUCUAACGUGUUUGAACUGCGGAGAUGAGCUAGCCUGCCGAUGGCGUUGCUAAACCCCUUGCGACAAGUUGGAGAGAUGAUAUCUUCCGGUGGCGUUGUGGAGGUGUCGGUAUAAGUACUGAGCGCUUGGCGCAAUGUCUGCGGACGUGUGAGGUUGAUACUCGCUGGUGUCGCAUUGAAUCGGAUCUUAUUGCUACUGUUUAGACGCUUAAGUAAACCCGUUCAGUAUGAAGCUCCAAACAUCGUUACCAUAUCUCCUAGGCUUCAGCAGCGCGGCCUCGGCGCUACCACAGAGCCCCUCCGAGCGAGACACAGGUGCAGCCGCAAGAGCAACCGUACCAACCAUCUGGAUCGCAGGCGACUCUACGACCGCGCCAGAUGGCGGUCACAACGGUACAGAAGGCUGGGGUCAAUACCUCCAGUACUCAUUCGGCACCAACGCCAAAGUGAACAACUCCGCAUAUGCCGGACGAUCCGCGCGCUCGUUCACACGCGAAGGUCGCUUCGACAGAAUAGCCAAAGCCCUCCAACCCGGCGACUGGGUGAUAAUCGAAUUCGGCAUUAACGACGCCGGCGCCCUUCAAAAUGGCUCCACCAGCUCAACAGGCGACAAAGGCCGACCACCUUGCCCUGGUGUAGGCGAUGAAACGUGUACAGUGACAUUCAACAACGCUACAGAGGUUGUCCACACAUUCCCCUCCUACAUCAAAUCCGCAGCAUCCAAUUUCCUCUCUCUAGGCGCCUCCGGCAUCGUCAUAUCAUCGCAGCUCCCCACCAACGUAUGGGAGUCUGGAAGUUACAGCUUCACGCCUUCGAGAUUUGCUUAUUACAACAUGCUAUCGGCCCUUGAAUUGGGCGGUCCGUCGUCACAUGUCUACUUCGUGCAACAUGGAAGUUACGCCGCACAAGCUCAACGUUUACUGGGGAAAGAAGUGGUGGAUAAGGUGUAUCCGAUGGAUCAUACGCAUACGGCGCCAUUUUUGGCAGAUGUGCAUAGCCAGGCAUUUGUACUGGGUUUGAAGUGCGGAACUAGCCCGUUGGCGGGAUUGGUGGUCAAUGCCACCGCGAGGAUUGAGAUGGAGAGGGGCAGUUGUUUGCCUGCUAAUGCUACCCUGCCGAUUUAGAUAUCAAGUAUAGUCUCAAAUGCGUGGUCAACCUCAGCAGAAGACAUGGUUUCUUCAGUUCUGCCAUUUUGGAAAAGAUUCGGGAAGCCGAACGCGCAGUUCUCAUCGUGCAUGACCUUGGUUUCCUUUCGGACUCCGCGGAACCGUG